GUGCAUCCUUUUUGAUAACUUUUUUGUUAGGACACAGACAUUUCAAUGUAUGGUAUUAUGAAAGCAUUCUCAUGGACGACAACAUUUCCUGUUGUUUAUAUGGUAUGAUAUAUGGUAUUUGAUGCUAGACGUGCAAGCUAACUCUGAGAUGACAUAAGAAGGAGCAUAGACAGAAAACUCAAGGGAAUUUAAAGAGUCACUUUCAUAAUCUCAUGGCUUCUGCUAACAGCUUGCAAGAAGCAACAAAGCUAUAAAAGUCCUAGUUGCUGUAUAAUUUAAUAUCUUUGACUUAGGGGUAAUUCAUUUAUGGUGAUGUAGGGAGUUUUGUCUUUUUUAAAUCGGAUUGGCUUGAAGAAAACUGAGAUUGCACAUGUUAUUAGUGGAUGAGAUGUCUUGUGAUUUUACAUUUACCAAUAUUUCAAGCUGAUCAAAUCUUUAAUGAGGUUACUUGGUUAUGCCUUUUGAUAUGAUUUUUAAUUUUCAUAGUACAUUUUUGUCGCCAUCUUCAAGUGAAUUGCUUACAAGUCAUCCUCAGAGUUGUCUUAAAGUGCACGCUAGAUAUGUCUUAAAAUACUAGAAAUUGUUUAAACUUAAAGGGCAAUUAGGAAUUUUUAUUAAUACUUCUAAUUAGCAUGUAUGUGACUUGGAAUAAUGAAGAUUAGUUAGUUUCUUGAAUCAUUUAGUAUCAUAGAUUCUUAACACAGCAGAGUUAUGUGCCUCUUGAUCAUCUUGGAAAAUUGUUUAUCUUUCCUAACAACCAUACAUCCAGAGCAAUAUUUGUUGACUAAUUCUAAAACUACCAUACUCUGAGAAUUAGAGAAUCCACAAGCUAUAUAGAUCUUUGAUAUAUAUAUAUCUGUUGAGGUCAGCACAACAUGCACAUCUUCUCCUGUCAGUUUUUCAUUUGUUUAUAUCAUACACUUUUAUUCUCUCCAGCCUGCAAUUUAUAGGUUGGUGUGCAGCAACUGCCAUCUAUAUCUAUGAAACAGUGGGCUAUGACUCUUUUUACCAGGUCAUGGAGGUGAUAUCACCACAGGUUGCAGUGAUGGAUGUCAUACUACUAUUGCUUGCCAACCAAGAAUAGAUUCUUACCCUGGAAGGCCUUACAGACAGGUUAAGGGGUAGUACAUGAGCUGUCUGAUGUUCUCUUCCACUUCAUAGGCAUUCUCUGAAGUUGUAAACUAAGUGGGUCAUUUUCAUGAUUUUACUUUCUGGGCAUGUGAAAAGUGUUCCAUGGAAUCUAAUACAUCUGUGACUGGAAAAUCGUUUCUGGGCACUCUCUUUCUGGUCAAUAAAAGAUGCUUCAAGUUCUUGUGGGUUGGUAGGAAUUUCUAGGUAUUAUGUGAGGCCAAAAGAGUGGAUUUUCCUUUGUGGGAUUCCGUUUUUCCUUUGGAUUGUUGCCUACACGUUUCUUGUUGGUUUAGGUACUUGCCAACUAGUGCUAGUUGAACAGAGGACUUAACCAAUACCCUGAUGCUGGAAAAGAGAAGUUUGGAAUCCAUCUUUUUCUGCAACCUAACAGUGCACAAAAGCUAUUACUGGAAUAACAUCAUGGUAGGAAAAUCUUAAUGGUACAUGGAUUAUUUAAUUGGAAUCUAUACAAUCAGUCAGGACUCAUUCAGAAAUGUGGUGAGAAUACGGUCCCAGUGAUGGGAAUGUGAGCAGGGUUCAAUGGAUGGAUGCCUAACCUGGAGGCUGGUAAACUUGACGAGGGCUCGAUCAUGGAACAAAUAUUUUUGGUGGGUCAUGAAUCAAGAGACUGAAUCCAAGAGUCGUAGUUGGAGACAAUCAUAACCCUUCACCUUUUUUCUCCCAUAACCAGAUUUGUUCACCAUAUUCAGUACUAUCUAUUUGGCCAUUAUAAAGGAAGAACAUGCCCUUGGACCCGACCUUCUGGGGUCCAUAUACCCUAAAAGCACUUAUGCCCAAACACCGGUAAUAAUUCCUAUUGAAUACCUAUUGAAUUGUUAUAUGCUUUUAUGGCAGAUUCUCCACCCCACCCCCCUCUAUCCAUUCCUCAUUCAAACUUCCCUUCUCUCUCUCAUUACAUCUAUGGGUAUCUGCACAUUUAACUUUAAAUGAUAACAUAACACCUUCAUCAUCUGAGUCACAGAGCUUUUCUUUCUCUCCUUUCUUUUCAUCCUUCCCUUUUAGCUUUAUAGACUUCAAAUCCCAGCCAGUUCUUUUUUCUUUCUCUCUCCUCUUCAUGCAGCUUUAAUCCAUGCCACUGUUGGCUCUCACUUUCCUCUCCUUUAAUUUACUGUAUCUAUAGCUAUGUAUAUAAUUCAUUUAUGGUUUAUUGCAGUGGGGCAAAGAAAGGAGGGACCCAACUGACCUAAAGCUUGAAAAGGCUCAUGGGGAGGUUUUCAUUGAAUUUAAUGUGCCUUCUUCCCAACUGUUACCGUAUGAUGAUUUGUAUAUUGCAGGAUGUAACAAAUACAUCACUACUGAAUUUAAUAGUCAACCUCUUUGUUAUUUCCUUUUUUUUUUUUCAAUCUUUUUUGAUAUUAUUUAACAUAUAAAGGAGAUAAAAAAGGGCAAACAAAGGAAAGUUUAUAGCUCACAUUAUUCCUUGCUUUUAAUCAUAGGUGUGUUGGGAGCAGUUGGUGUGUCUACAGAUUGGGUUUUUAAUUUGUGGGGUCAACAUUCACUAUCAAAAUCAUCUCAAUAUGCCUAUUUUAUUUUGAUAGUCUUUUGCAUAAAAUCACCCUGCAGGUACUUCUCAUCCACAUAUCCCCCAAAAAUCCACUCAUAUUUCUCUAGUUGACUGUUAUCAAGCAAGAAUUUCACCAUGCUCAUUAAUCUAGUUUAAGAAUUCUGUCAUUUUAGGUGUGAAAAAAUAAGGAAGUCAGAUUUGUUGAAAGGGUCAUUUAACCAACAAAUUUCCUUAAGAAAUACAACCCAUUAGAAGACCUUGAAGUGGUUUUGCCUCUGAUGGGUACAAUUUUUGAUUGAUAAACUAAGGUCAAUGCUCUCAUGUCACAACCAUUUGCUAAAAUCAGCCCAGGUCCAACUUCAUUUUAUAUAUGUUUUAAUAUUAUUAUUAUUAUUAUUUUGUUUUUAUCUUCUCUUAGCUUUUAAUAUCUCAGAUGAACUGGCAGAAAGAGUAAAGAAAGAAACCUUCGAGCUUUCUGUUUCAGUCUUCCAUUCUAUUGUUUGCUUAUAAGAUGCAGGUUUUAAGUAGAGAGAGAAACCAUAUUUAAUACACAUGGGCCUGCCAGGAACCUGGAUUUCAUUGCCUUCCUUCCAUUUAAUUCCAUCUGAAUUUCUACCUUAGAGAGAUGUGAAGGAGGAAAGGCAGUUCAAAGUGCCCAUCUUGAGCCUUGCCUAAUUCAAUUUCUUCAUUUCCUCUAAGCAGAGGCCUAAAGAGAAGCACCCAAUUCUCUGGUCUUCAGAUCUCUCUCUCGCUCUCUCUCUCUCUCCCUUUAUCAUCUGCAAAUUCUCAUAUCUCUCUCCUUGGAUUGUUGUCCAGAAUGAGAGACAUAGCUUCUUGUUUUGGCGAAUACUCAGUAAAUGUAUCAGAUUCUUCUUGUUCCAGCUAUUCAAACAAUGCUUGCCUCUCUCCAAGCUUGAUUCCUUCAAUCCAAAAUGCAGUCACCAGUGUCUACAAAAUCAACCUCUCUACUAAGAAAAAGCUCCUGAUCUCAGUCACCUGGUGCAAGAACCAGCUGGGUCAAGGCCUAAGUAUAAACUUGGGGGAUGACCCAUCUGCUGCUUUCAAACUCAACACAAAUUCUCGCUUAUUUAGAAAGAAAAAGGGCAACAAAUUGUUGGAAUCUGAUAAUUUGAAGAUUGAAGUCUUCUGGGAUCUCUCUAUAGCCAAAUAUAACACUGGGCCUGAACCUGUUGAAGGUUUCUAUGUCCUGGUCGUGGUUGAUUCAGAAAUAGGCCUCCUCCUUGGUGACAUCGCUGAAGAAGCUGCAACCAGGAAGCUCAAAAGUGGCACCCCAGUUGCCAAAGCCUCCCUAGUUUCACGGCGAGAGCAUUGCUCUGGCAACACCCUUUAUUCAACCAAGGCCCAAUUCUGCGAUACAGGGACUGCGCAUGACAUUCUGAUCAAGUGUAGCGGAGAAAAUGAAGGACUAAAGCAUCCAGUUCUAUCCGUUAGUAUUGAUAAGAAGGUGGUAAUUCGGGUAAAGAGGCUGCAGUGGAAUUUCCGGGGCAACCAGACAAUUUUUGUUGAUGGCUUGCUGGUUGAUCUAAUGUGGGAUGUUCAUGGCUGGUUCUUCAAUCCAGCAUCCGGUUACGCCGUAUUCAUGUUUCGGACGAGAAGUGGGAUGGACAGCAGGUUGUGGUUAGAGGAGAAGUUGUUGCAGAAAGACCAGGACAGACUUGAAUUCUCUUUGUUGAUCUAUGCCUGUAAGAGCUUAUAAAGAAACUGACUUAUUCA
Messenger RNA from Vitis vinifera (wine grape), 4390 nucleotides. RefSeq lists its product as uncharacterized. The transcript has a single exon. The record is from RefSeq and is a predicted model, not a curated record. NCBI's taxonomy places the organism in Eukaryota, Viridiplantae, Streptophyta, Magnoliopsida, Vitales, Vitaceae. The coding region runs from base 3474 to 4373 and encodes 299 amino acids.